CAGCACCGUCUCAGAAGUCCCCUCAUCAAAUGGGUGUGGAUCGACUGCGCAUGUCCGUGACCGAGCUCUUUCGGAAGCUAAGUCGGGUUUAUCUAGGGGGUCCACAUCAAAAACCGAAAACAAAAGAGUCAUGUCGGGUUUUCUGGACGGAAUCCGGUGCGGAGAUUGCGAGUGCAGUGUGGACUGGGGAGAGAGAAGAAACACCAUCGCAUCUAUAGCUGCCGGAGUCCUGUUUUUCACAGGCUGGUGGAUCAUCAUCGACGCAGCAGUGAAAUAUCCUGAUGAGGGACAGUUUCAUCAUGCCUAUCACACUUGUGGAGUCAUCGCUACACUGGCUUUUCUCAUGAUAAAUGCUGUUUCAAAUGGCCAAGUGAGAGGAGACAGCUACAGUGAAGGCUGCAUGGGACAGACAGGCGCUCGGGUCUGGCUCUUCAUUGGCUUCAUGCUGGCUUUUGGCUCCCUCAUUGCCUCCAUGUGGAUUCUGUUCGGAGGAUUCGUAGUGCCUCAAAAGCCUGUUGUGUAUCCUGGUAUUGCCAUUUUCUUCCAAAAUGCAUUCAUUUUCUUUGGGGGUUUGGUCUUCAAGUUUGGACGUACAGAGGAUCUCUGGCAGUAACGGACUCUUGUGGGACCACUGUUUAUACACUCUGCUUUCUACAUUGUAUGAAACAAUACGCUUUAGUGGUUAUUCACUUUAUAUAAAACUUUUUUAGCUUUCAAAUUAACAUGUUUAAUUUAUAUCGUUUGCUGUAUAAUGGCUAAAUCAUAACUAAGCACAAAUUUUCAUAGAUUCCUUGAAAGUUGAAUAUUUUCAAGUGUGGCACAUCUUUAAAUGUGUCUAUUUGCACUGUGUAACCAUGUUGUUAAAAUGGUUUACAACUUGUGUAUAAAAAAAGUGUGUAUUUUGGGAGCUUUACAUCCAGUAACUGUCCACAUUUCCUUUGGGUAUACUUACUUCUACGACAUCCUUAAAGUUCUUUUGUCUGUUAGAUGGAAAUAACAUAAAUUAUUAUGGUACAAAUUAUCAUUGAGGGCAAUAUUUCAUAAUACUGUAUACAUUUACUGAAUGUAACCAUAUGGGGUUGUUUGUAUCUUUCCUGAAAUAACAAUGUCAACUCUGAAACUUUUGCAGUCAUCCAGAUUUAUGGUUGAUGGUUAAUUCUCUCACACUGCUGACCUAAAGUCAGCAAAGGGUUCUCAGCUAUAGGGUGUUGUGUGUGUGUGUGUGUCAUGGAGAUUUGUAUUUGACUGCAACACUUACCCAUUUGCUUGUGUAACAUCCUUGAGGUCAGUUUCUGACAACCAUGGUAGCAUUAAACAGAAACAUACUGAGCAGUAAAUAA
Molecule: messenger RNA, 1340 nt
Organism: Dicentrarchus labrax (European seabass)
Lineage: Eukaryota; Metazoa; Chordata; Actinopteri; Moronidae
Gene: tmem50a
Product: transmembrane protein 50A
Exons: 7
Coding region: 131-613 (160 amino acids)
Biological process (GO): late endosome to vacuole transport via multivesicular body sorting pathway; protein targeting to vacuole
Source: RefSeq, a predicted model, not a curated record